Messenger RNA from Annulohypoxylon maeteangense, 625 nucleotides. Its product is annotated as ribosomal protein L32e. Bases 86 to 481 code for a protein of 131 amino acids. Lineage: Eukaryota; Fungi; Ascomycota; Sordariomycetes; Xylariales; Hypoxylaceae. The record is from RefSeq and is a predicted model, not a curated record. Gene Ontology annotation, molecular function: structural constituent of ribosome. The transcript is spliced from 5 exons. Gene Ontology annotation, cellular component: cytosolic large ribosomal subunit; ribosome. Gene Ontology annotation, biological process: translation.
CUUUCGGUCCCUCUACUGAAUUUUGCGAUUGAGACCAGCCAAAUCACGAUACAUCCAUCAAGACACCGACAGGAAAUCAGUCAAGAUGGUUGCCGCAAAGAAGCACGUCCCGAUCGUCAAGAAGCGAACCAAGACUUUCAACCGUCACCAGAGUGAUCGGUUCAAAUGUCUUGCCUCCAGCUGGCGAAAGCCUAAGGGUAUCGACAACCGAGUUCGACGACGGUUCAGAGGCAACAUGACUAUGCCUUCGAUCGGUUUCGGUUCCAACAAGAAAACUCGCCACAUGAUGCCCUCCGGCCACAAGGCCUUCCUCGUCAGCAACACCAAGGAUGUUGAGUUGUUGUUAAUGCACAACCGCACUUUUGCCGCAGAGAUCGCCCACAACGUUUCCUCAAGAAAGCGAAUCGACAUCAUCGCGCGCGCUAAGCAACUGGGCGUUAAGGUCACCAACCCGAAGGCCAAGAUUACUACGGAGGUUUAAGGUGUUGGCUGGUGUUGACGGUGACAAUGAAAUGGGUCCGGUUUCUCGUUUUCGGCAACUAUUUGCAUGCAUGGGAAGGGUUUUGCGCUCUAUGGUCUACGGACGGAUAUUCGAGCUAGCAUGUAUUUCGUGCUAGGAAAUACA